This is a messenger RNA of Myripristis murdjan (pinecone soldierfish), 2253 nucleotides long. Its product is annotated as post-GPI attachment to proteins factor 2. The record is from RefSeq and is a predicted model, not a curated record. The transcript has 6 exons. Lineage: Eukaryota; Metazoa; Chordata; Actinopteri; Holocentriformes; Holocentridae. Gene Ontology annotation, cellular component: endoplasmic reticulum membrane; Golgi membrane. Gene Ontology annotation, biological process: GPI anchor biosynthetic process. Bases 328 to 969 code for a protein of 213 amino acids.
GCGAGAGAAGAAGAAGAGGCCGGGGUGGCAGGACAGGUAUGUUCACCUGAGCUGGUCAGUGUCCAUGAGGAGGGUGAGAGUGAGCGUUAGCAGGGGGCAGACGCCGUGGCAGUGAAGCCGCAGAGACCAGGCGGAGGCCCCGCGGCGGCACACGGAGCUCGCCGGUGGCCGGGAAGCAGGUUAGCCGCUAAACGCGACGGUUUGCGGCCACGUCGCUGUCGGUGACGUAGCUUAGAGGUUAGCUCACCUGACGCGGCUGGAGGUCCACGUCCUCACAUGGCUCUGCGUGUGGAGCGGCUCACCUGGCGGAGCUAGCCUGCACACAGGAUGCUUCAGGGCCCGUACGGCAGCCUGGACCGGGACAGGCCGCUCCUCCGGCUGCCCUUCACACACUUCGCCGUCGGGACGGUCCUGCUGGCCCUCACCGGUCUGAUCGCCUGCCUCGUCAUGUCGCUGAUGUACCACUUCAAGGAGUCGACGUACACACACUGCCAGGUCCCAAACUACCUCCCGUCCAUCAGCGCGUCCAUCAGCCUCGUGCCCGAGCGCUACAUCUGGCGCUGCUGCAUCGGCCUGCACUCGGCGCCGCGCUACCUGGUGGCCGCCACCUACUUCAAGUUCUACCGCGGCCGGCUGGCCCGCAGCCCGCUGGAGCUGCUGCUCAGCGGCCUGACGCUCCUCUGCAGCCUGGCCGAGAACACCGGCCUGCUGCUGCUCACCUACGUGGCGUCCACGGAGACGUACAGCGUCCACAAGAACGGCUUCAUCGUGUUCAUCGGCAGCUCGCUGCUGCACAUGCUCUUCACGUGCAGACUGUGGCAGGUGAUCAGCAGAUACUGCGUCAACCCAGAGGAAGUGACGUCGUACCGAUGGAAGGUGCGUCUCUUCUUGCUGAGCGUGAGCUGCUGUCUGGCUGCUGCCUAUUUCUUCAGACGCCAUAACAAAUACUGCGAACCAGGAAAGUCCUGAGGGCAGAAUCAGCUCCUCUGGUCCACCUGCUGCUCACGGGAGGGGUUUGCACAAAACAUCCAGUUUAAAGGUAGAGAUCAGCGUGACCAAUCAGCUGACAGCUGACCAAUCAGCUGCCUGCGCCGUUCAUCUGCAUUUUUAUGGUUUUGCGCCGGAGCGACACAAACAGGAGCGACUCGCAGGUCUGCAGAAACGCCUGUGCUCACCUUCAUGAGCCUCCACCCGUCCCAUCACCUUCGUGACCUUCCACCCGUCCCGUCACCUUCGUGACCCUCCACCCGUGGGACCCCGUGGUGGUAAAGAAAAGUGUGUGUGUGUGUGUUUCUGUUGUUGGAGUGAAGCACUGUUCUGUGCCGGGCUGUGGCCACAUCCAGCUACUUUGGCAGGUACAGGCACAUGUGAGGAAUGUUGUGUGUCUGUGUGUGUGCGUGUGCGUGUGCGUGUGCGUGUGCGUGUGUGUGUGUGUGUGUGUGGAGGUGCAGAGAGAGAGGUGACACUGAGGAGAAGCUGCUGCUUUUUACUCAUUUGAUCAGGAUUAAUCUGGAUUAGGAUCCACUUGAGGGUUCAGAUUACAGGGUUAGAAACAUAGUCAUUUGUGUGUGUGUGUGUGUGCACUCAGUCAGAAGGAAUCCAAAGCAUUUGUGAGUCACAGUGUUGUCAUGACAACUGGCAAAAUUCUCUUUUUCUUCUCAAAAAUAUUUUUAAAAAGUCACUGCUUUGGUAUUUCUUCUUUUCUUCAUUCCACACUAAUAAUAAUAACAAUAAUGAUAAUACUAAUAAUGAUGAUAAUAAUAAUGAUGAAAACAGAAUAAAGUUUAAAGAGGAAAAGUCUCAGCGCUCUCAUGCUGUUUCUUUUCGAAACGUCACAAAAUCAACCGGAUCCUCACGUCUGAUUGUUCAUGCUUUGAAUUUAAUGGUUUCAUGGUUUUUUAUUCAUAAGUUCAAACAGGAAACAGUUGAUGUAGCGAGUGUUUCUGCUGCAGGAGUUGUGCAUCUUUUUGUGGCAGGCCAAAACAAACAAACAAACAAACAAACAAACAAACAAGGUGAAGACUCAGGCGUGGCUGCAGAGCGCUCGGAGGGAAACGUCGUUUUCCUCGACAUUCUCAGUGAAACAGGCAGACGCUCGCCUCGGAAACAACUUUAUUCUCAGUUUGAGUCAGAACACAGCGACGCAGCGCAGACAGGUCUGAGUAGACAAGUCCGCGCAGACGAGUCCGCGCAGACGAGUAGACGAGUCCGAGCAGACGAGUCCACGCAGAUGAGUCCACGCAGAUGAGUCCA